Messenger RNA from Strigops habroptila (Kakapo), 2886 nucleotides. It is a transcript of the gene DUSP6, whose product is annotated as dual specificity phosphatase 6. The transcript has 3 exons. Bases 485 to 1633 code for a protein of 382 amino acids. Gene Ontology annotation, biological process: protein dephosphorylation; regulation of heart growth; positive regulation of apoptotic process. NCBI's taxonomy places the organism in Eukaryota, Metazoa, Chordata, Aves, Psittaciformes, Psittacidae. The record is from RefSeq and is a predicted model, not a curated record. Gene Ontology annotation, molecular function: MAP kinase tyrosine/serine/threonine phosphatase activity; protein tyrosine/threonine phosphatase activity. Gene Ontology annotation, cellular component: cytoplasm; cytosol.
AUCCAUUGAGGAGCCGCCGGGCCCCGGGACGCGGCCGAGGGGCACCGCGGGGGGUGCGGGCACCGGCAGCACCGGCACCGCCGCGGUGAUUCCGCGCUGAGCGGGGCAGCCCCGCUCGGCGGCACGUUAAUUGGAUUUCAUUCACUCGCGGCGGAGGAAAAGCCCAAGGGCUCGGGCUGCAGCGGCGAUUAGGCAGGUUCAUUCAGGGAUUCAUUGACAAAAAAAGCAGAGAGGAGAGCGGGCAGGCUGCGCGCCCGCAGGCUCACACUCACUCGCACACACUUACACGCCGGGGCUGCUUCUCCCUCGCCGUGACUCCGCCGCCGCCCGGCGCGGGGGGGACUGCGUGAUUCAUUUUCCUGGGGCGGAGGGAGAUAAGUUGUGCGGAGUUGGAGGGGUGCAGCCCGCCCGCCGAGCCAGCCGCAUGCCUCUGUGAGAGCGAGGGGCGCUUCCAGAGCACGCUCCGCUCCCCACGUCCUUCCUCAUGCUAGAUACGUUCAGACCCGUCACUUUCGCGUCGGAAAUGGCGAUUAGUAAAUCCGUGGCGUGGCUGAACGAGCAGCUGGAGAUGGGCAACGACCGGCUGCUGCUGAUGGACUGCCGGCCGCAGGAGUUGUACGAGUCGUCCCACAUCGAGUCGGCCAUCAACGUGGCCAUCCCCGGCAUCAUGCUGCGGCGGCUGCAGAAGGGCAACUUGCCCCUGCGCUCCCUUGUCGCCAGCAGCGAGGACGACCGGGAGCGCUUCGCCCGCCGGUGCGGCACGGACACGGUGGUGCUGUACGACGAGCACAGCCGCGACUGGAACGAGAACACGGGCGGCGAGUCCGUGCUGGGGCUUCUCCUCAAGCGCCUCAAAGACGAGGGCUGCAAGGCGUUUUAUCUGGAAGGUGGUUUCAGCAAGUUCCAGGCCGAGUUUGCCCUGCACUGCGAAACUAACCUAGACAGUUCGUGUAGCAGCAGCUCUCCUCCUUUGCCAGUCCUGGGCUUGGGAGGCCUCCGAAUCAGCUCCGAUUCCUCAUCAGACAUCGAGUCUGACAUUGACAGAGACCCCAACAGUGCCACCGACUCCGAUGGCAGCCCUCUCUCCAACAACCAGCCUUCCUUCCCGGUGGAGAUUUUACCCUACCUCUACUUAGGCUGUGCCAAGGACUCCACUAAUCUGGACGUUUUAGAAGAGUUUGGCAUUAAAUACAUCUUGAAUGUUACCCCCAACCUGCCUAAUCUCUUUGAAAACGCCGGCGAAUUCAAGUACAAGCAGAUCCCCAUCUCUGACCACUGGAGCCAAAAUCUGUCUCAGUUCUUUCCUGAGGCCAUCUCCUUUAUAGAUGAAGCACGGGGAAAGAACUGUGGUGUCCUGGUGCAUUGCUUAGCAGGGAUCAGCCGCUCGGUCACAGUGACAGUGGCCUACCUCAUGCAGAAGCUCAACUUGUCCAUGAACGAUGCCUACGAUAUUGUGAAGAUGAAGAAGUCCAACAUUUCCCCCAACUUCAACUUCAUGGGUCAGCUGCUGGACUUUGAGCGGACUCUGGGGCUGAGCAGCCCCUGUGACAAUCGAGUGCCGAACCAGCAGCUGUAUUUCACCACCCCUUCCAACCAGAACGUCUUCCAGGUGGAUUCCCUGCAGUCCACGUGAGCUCCCACCACCUCCCUUCUCCUGUCCGUUUCAUGGGAUCACUCCUCAAUGGUCUCUCUUUGGCAGUGAUAAAGAAAAUGUAGCUUUCUCUUUUCCUGGCCUCUGCUAUCAAAAAGCAGCUGCCAGAGCAGGCUAGGAAAGGUUACACAGUGUGGAAUCGGCUAUUGCGAAGGGAGGGAACAUGGUGAGCUUUCUGGGAAGGACCGUGGUGACCAGGUGGCAGGUGGGCAGUGUGCUCAUCCCUGCUUGCGCAGUGGCUUGUGUCCAAGGACUUCCAGGGGGGUAGGGUAAGGCUGGACAAGCUGAGCACGUGCUCUCUAGAGACUGGGACUGUCCUGCUUCCCUCUCUCCUUUCGGAUCUGUGACACACAUCUUUGUCUUCAGUGAAGACUGGUUAUUUUUGUUUGUUUGUUUUAAUUUAGAGGAGCCAAAGAAAGAGAUUUCAGCUUAGUGUAUUUGGAGUACUUGUUUGCCGGAAGCUCGGUAGUAUUCUACUUGAUCAAUGUAAAUAUUUAAUCCUAAAUUGAUUUGCAAUUGUUCUUGGUUUUUUUGGUUUGGUGUUUUUUUUCUUUUUAAUUCACAUGUAUUCAAGAAAUCAAUCAAGGGACACCUGUAUUUUUGUUCUCUUCAUAAGUUCUGCUUUUUUUUUUUGUUCUUUUUUCAUUGCAAAUAAUAUAUUUGCAGCAUGCUUGAUUUUAUUGUUCAAAUGAAGCAAGCUUUCCAUGAGGGAGAAAUGGCAAUGGUGAAAAGUUUGCAAAUCAUGUUUCGUGAGCAAGUACAGUCUCUUCUUUCAUAUAUCUUUCUUUUCCUUGUGGUGAUUUUUAUUUUGUUUGUUUUCCUCAUGCUCUUGAUGUAGUUUCCACAUGAUAUAAAUAUAUAUUUUAAAUUAAAUUAAUUUUUUUGCCUUACCUUUUGUAAAUACAUCAUCUGGGAGGAGGUUUGUCUUUGAAUGCGAAAGUUUUUUGAUCACUUUUUAAAACUUUCAGAUGUGCUAAACAGUGCAUUACCUCUGUACAAAUUCUUCAGGGAGCUUCACCUCAAAUGCAAUAUUUUGAGUCUUUUUUUUUUUUCUUUUUUGUAUAAAACUGGAAAUAUGUGCGAGCAUUUGUACCUGUGUGUACGCACAGUGAACCUGCACAUGGUUGCCAAUAAGGGAGAGUCUAAUUCAUGGUGUAAAAGUUUUAAGAUGGAAUUUAUUAUAAGAAUGUAAAACCUUAAAUUAUUAAUAAAUAACUAUUUUUGGCUAUUGAGAA